Arabis nemorensis is the source of this 528-nucleotide messenger RNA. The record is from the annotation of a GenBank genome assembly. Lineage: Eukaryota; Viridiplantae; Streptophyta; Magnoliopsida; Brassicales; Brassicaceae.
AUGACGGCUAUGGCACUUGAGUUAUCGGUUCUGGGUCGAUCUGUAAUUGGCACAAAUACCUCAAAAUUGAAGAGAUAUGGUCAAAAAUCGAAGCUUUCAGGUAAGAUUUUCUCGGCAAAUUCUUCUGGUUUUGAUAAGAAUCAACGAUGUGGGUUUGGGUCAGAGACGAGUCGAGUUUUCUUCGAAUCUGGAAUGAUUCCAAGUGUCUGUGAGAAGAAACAAGGCGUGUCAUGUGAAGAGCCUGGUGUAGCAGAUCGUCACUAUGAUUCGACACGGAUAUGGGUUAUCGACAAGCCUGCGGCUAUACAGUGUUCGAGAAGGAAGAGGUUAUAUGAGCAACAAGUUGAACAACUUGGUAAUUUUCAGCUGUGUAUACAUGAUCAAAUGAUUAUGUUAGAUGCAUUGAGGAGCGGCUUCUGCAAUGAAAGCAAUCCAGAAAGCAACACCAUGGAUGAGAUCAUUGAGCAGACUGAGAACAUGAAACAGAUCCCAAGACCCAUUAUCAACUCCAAUUGGUUCAGCGAUUGA